AUGGCAGCACACCCGAAGAAGGCUCAGAAAUCAACGGCGAAGACGAUGCCUGCGAAGCUAGCCGUCUUGUUCCGAGGUAAACCUUUGUGCCGAUUCCACCGUUGGGUUAUAGACCUGUUUUCUGACCCCGGCUUCUACAGUUCCAGUCCCAUUUCGAGAGUCCUGAGGAGUUUCCCUCGCUUUCUGCACCGCUCAUCCGGCCAUGGCGGAGCCCGUGGCCAACACUCUCGCGAUUUCGCUGGCUACUCAGAUCCUCGUAGGGUGAAGCGCAACUGCGUCUCUCAGGCCCUUCUCGAGCUUGUUACUACUUUCCGAGCCAUCCUGGGAUACUCGUGGCUCAAUAGCCUCCUCGUGUUCGUCCCGUUGGCCAUUGCCAGCUACCUGGCUCGUGCGAACCACAUUCUGGUUUUCACCGCCAAUGUCAUCGCCGUGGUUCCGCUAUCGAGCUUGCUCACCUGCGCGACGGAGAACAUUGCACGGGAAUCGGGCGACGUCGUUGGCGCUCUGCUCAACGUGACGUUUGGAAACCUGGUCGAGAUUGUGAUCUUUGCCGCCCUUUAUCACAAUCAAUAUGAGGUGGUGCAAGCCUCUCUUCUGGGGUCGAUUCUCGUGAACCUCCUGCUCAUCCUAGGGAUAGCAAUUCUGGCUGGAAGUUUUUGUCAUCAAGAGCAGUCUCACAGCAAAGAGGAUGCGCAAGCUCUGGCUUGCCUCCUCAGUGUAUCUGUCUUCAGUUUGCUCAUACCAAGUGCUCUUGUCCACUCUUUUGACGAUCUGAAGUCAGCUGGAGCCGCCGUGUUGACUUUGAGUCGGGCGUCUUCCUUGACCUUGUUGGCAAUAUAUUUACUCUAUAUCUUCCUGCAGAUCAAGAAGACUAUUGUCAGCAGACCAUUGAUCCGCGUCGUGAGCUCGAACGGCAUGAAUGGCUCUGCAAGGACGAGUGGAGACAUGGCUGCUUCCAAUUCAUUGCUAAUUCCACGCUCGAUUCGAUUUCAAGACGAGGAGGCGGCUAGAGGCCAUAUCACUAAGCCCCCAACCCGAAAAGAUAGCUUGGAGAUGUCUGCGUUGGACGAUUCAGGACAGUCCCAGCUCGGAUCUGACGACGCCAACGGUCAGCUAAACUUCGAAGAAUCCGAAGGGGAUGAAGACGCCGAGACACCAGGACAGGGUUGGAAGGCCUCUUCUGACAAGAGACGCAAUCUGAGAAGUUCCAUCUACCAAUUUCCUUCCCGGAUACGAGGAUCGGAUUCUGGCACUUCAAGUCAGCGGCAUAUAAGUCCUACCGGCUCGCAGCCCGUGCGGUCACAUCGCUCGUCCUACGCAGGCUCAACCUCCAGUCUGCCACGCCUGCUGUUGGGAAACUCCGUCGGAAACGCCGAUAGCCCAAGUGAUAUCGAGACGCUAGAGGAUUCGCCUUUGGUUAUUGGGAAGCUAGCUUCCAGCUUACUGCUCGUUAUAUCGUCCUUGCUUGUUGCUAUCUGUGCCGAUUUCCUUGUGAACACGCUUGACGAUAUCGUCGAGUCAGGGCCGUUCUCCGAAGCAUUCAUCGGGCUUAUCAUACUCCCAGUUGCUGGUAACUGCGCAGAGCUCAUCACCGCGACUGCGGUUGCCACUAAAGGCAAGUUCGACCUUGCGAUUGGCGUCUCUGUUGGUUCAUCCGUCCAGAUCUCCCUGUUCGUGACACCUCUCGUCGUCAUUGCUGGCUGGGCUCUCAACAAAGACAUGACCAUGUAUUUCGGCAUCUUCGAGACUGUGGCGCUCUUCGCAACAACCUUCUUGGUGAAUGUGCUCAUUCUUUAUGGCAAGUCGAACUUCUUGGAAGGAAGCCUGCUCUGUGCCUGCUACUUCAUCAUUGCAGUCGGAGCAUAUCUCUUUCCCACGCCAGAUCAUCGAGCCCCGCAUGACCGUCCUCCGGACUGA
Messenger RNA from Cladophialophora immunda, 1917 nucleotides. Its product is annotated as calcium/proton exchanger. Gene Ontology annotation, cellular component: fungal-type vacuole membrane. The record is from RefSeq and is a predicted model, not a curated record. NCBI's taxonomy places the organism in Eukaryota, Fungi, Ascomycota, Eurotiomycetes, Chaetothyriales, Herpotrichiellaceae. Bases 1 to 1917 code for a protein of 638 amino acids. Gene Ontology annotation, biological process: intracellular calcium ion homeostasis; calcium ion transmembrane transport. Gene Ontology annotation, molecular function: calcium:proton antiporter activity. The transcript is spliced from 5 exons.